Molecule: messenger RNA, 1180 nt
Organism: Grammomys surdaster
Lineage: Eukaryota; Metazoa; Chordata; Mammalia; Rodentia; Muridae
Product: seminal vesicle secretory protein 3A-like
Exons: 4
Coding region: 15-821 (268 amino acids)
Biological process (GO): sperm capacitation
Cellular component (GO): extracellular exosome
Source: RefSeq, a predicted model, not a curated record
CCCUUCCUGCUAAGAUGAAGUCCAUCUUCCUCAGCCUUUCUCUGCUCCUCCUUCUAGAGAAGAAAGCAGCUGGGAUAGAAUUCUAUGGUGGGACAAAAGGACACUUUGUAGUAAAAACAUCCCCACUCGUAUUUCUCGGAAAUGGCCAGUUUCUCUAUGGUCACAAAGAAGAACAGGAAGAGGCCCCUGAAGAAAGCAUCUUUGUGCAAACUAAGCACCAUGCAUAUGGCCAGGAUGUUGAUGCUGACAUGGGAGAGGCUCACAGUUCACAGGAACAGACAGGUAUAAAGGAAGACAUAGUUUGUGAUGAAGAAGAUGAGCUUGCCCAACAAAAAUCCCAGCCACAAUCUCAGUCACAAAUAAAAUCCCAAACUCAAGUGAAAUCCCAUGCAGUCCAGCUGAAGUCCCAAACAGGCCAGCUAAAGACCACAGGGCAGGUGAAAUCACAAACCAAGCUGAAAUCCCACGGAGUCUCUCUGAAGUCCUACAAAGCACCAUUACAUCUCCGAGAAGUCGUUCCUCGGCAAAUCAAGGUCAAAGGAUACAGCCUGGAUGAAGACCUGGCCCAAGUGCGCCAACAGCGGGCAAAGGUUCACAGGCUCAAGGGAAAGCGUGGCCGGUCCCGGAAAACAGCAGCAUUCUUCCCACAGUUUAGACACCGCUCCCAACCCAAUCAUGGGUACUUUGUGCAGUUUCAAGAGCAGCUACAGGGCAGUGUUCAUCACACAAAACCUUUCCACCAUGGUCCCGGGAUGUGCUACUGUCCAAAAGGAGGGUUAAUUCUAUACCCAGACACCUUCACUGGACAAUACAUUCAUUAACCUUUCAAGAAUUAAGACACAUUUAGAGGAGUCACCUGCCCUGUGUGUGUGGACUGUGAUGUCCUUAAGAUGCUGACUGCCCUGUAGUCCUCAAUACCAUGCACGGAUGCCAUGACCUGAUCACAUGUUCCUUCCUGAGACUUUCUAAAGUUGGAGCAACCUCACACAGGUGCUCUCCAGUAAACAGAGCCUUCCUGACAUUAGUUGCUUUUGACUGUCGAAAUCCCCAUGUUCCUACCAGCUUUGGUGUUUGGAUGACAUCUUUUCAAAUGAUAAACUCAAACUGAAAGAACAGAACACUCUUGUAGCGUUACACAUAAUAUAAAACAAGUGUUUCCCAAUAAAGACAUUGUUUUGGC